AUGUCCCAGCGCGACGUCGACUACAGUUGUGGAUGUUGUGGAUACCCUCUAAACCUUUCAUCUUCUAACCGAAGCACAUCUGAAGUAGGAUCCUCAUAUAAGAAGUCUCUGAAGAAAGGACUGAUUUCAUUCAUUUCUGUUGAUCUCAGCCGAUUUACUCAGGUGGACGAGGUAUCUUGCUUUCCCCUCACCUGGCGUAGUUACAGGCCAAAAACUAAGCUUCUCUGCCGAAAAUGUGGAGCAUCUAUUGGCUACGGAUACGAGCUACCUGACUCAGCUUUGAGCACACUGAGAAUGUCUGGAUCAUCUAUAAAAUCCCUUUCAUUCUACUGCUGUUCUGGUAUAACAGAUGAUGGUCUAGCACAGGUGGCAAUUGGGUGCCCUAAUUUGGUGGUUGUUGAACUUCAAAGCUGCUUUAAUAUUACAGAUGUUGGCUUGGAAAGUCUUUCAAAAGGCUGCCGUGCUUUGAAGAGUGUAAAUAUUGGUUCUUGCAUGGGCAUUUCAGAUCAAGGGGUUUCUGCAAUCUUUAGCAAUUGUUCAAACAUUUGCACACUAAUCAUUACAGGUUGCAGGCGUCUGUCUGGUAUUGGGUUCAGAGGUUGUUCAAGUUCAUUUUGUUACCUUGAAGCUGAGUCUUGCAUGCUUUCUCCAAAUGGUUUGUUGGACGUAGUUAGUGGCAGUGGACUCAAGUACCUGAACUUGCACAAGUUAGGAAGCUCAACUGGUCUGGAUGGCCUGGGCAACCUUGCUUUUGCUAAAAGCCUCUGCAUCCUGAAUCUCAGGAUGUGUCGCUACCUCACAGAUGAUUCCGUGACAGCAAUAGCCAGCGGGUGCCCAUUGCUUGAGGAGUGGAACCUUGCUGUCUGCCAUGGGGUCCAUUUACCUGGCUGGUCUGCAAUCGGGUUGUACUGCAAUAAGCUAAGAGUGCUGCAUGUGAACCGCUGCCGACACAUCUGUGACCAGGGUUUGCUGGCCCUCGGCAAUGGCUGUCCGCGCCUUGAUGUUCUGCAUAUAAAUGGCUGUGCCAAGAUCACCAAUAAUGGCCUGGCUUUAUUUACCAUUUCCAGGCCCCAUGUGAACCUAAGGGUGGAUGAAGUUUUGUCCAUUGGCCCUUCCAUUGAGAAUUUGUUCCGGCUGCAUUGA
Messenger RNA from Miscanthus lutarioriparius, 1143 nucleotides. Lineage: Eukaryota; Viridiplantae; Streptophyta; Magnoliopsida; Poales; Poaceae. The record is from the annotation of a GenBank genome assembly.